AUGCUUACACGAGUUUCAGAAAACCAAUCUCAUCGCAAACUACCGAGAUUCUCAAGAAAUUUCAGCCUUCAUGGGCUGUUCUACUUGCUCGGCAAGAGUGUUGCUACGUAUCCGUAUGCUUACCUUCUGGUCGGGGCAUUAAUUUGCAUGAAUUCCGGCGGAAUGUACUGGAUGAAUCUUCGUGAUCGCAUAAGAGAUGGGUACACUCCUGUCAACGCCCCAUCUCGCUACGAAACGGAUGUUAUGCGAGAAUUUUGGAACUCUACUAGCGAUCCGAUGAUGACCAUAGUAUUGUUACUGGCAAGGGACCAGGGAUCAAUGCAUCGUAAACCACACCUAGACGAAGCAGAAAGGCUCGUUGACUUCUUAUACACAAAUUUCACAGUUGAUCAUAAAGGAACUAAGCUUCGCUUCAAAAAUUUGUGCUCACCCUACUGCAACAUGAACGAAGUAUUCAAGACGUUCAAGAGUGCUUUUGAUGUCCAGUAUUCACAUGCAGUUAAUAAUGAGUCGCUCAGUACACAUAUUCAACUCAAGUACCCAGUUGCCAAGUAUUUCGGAAUAUCGCUGCACUUGGAAAGAUGUUUCUUCGGCGUUCGCUUAAAAGUUUUUGUAGAAAACUCGACUCAACUUUACCUCUCUUAUAUUGUCGUUACCAUUUUUGCUAGUUGGGAAAUUGCAGCCUACGAAUGGAGUGUGGAGUACAAUAGCUGUUCGAACGAAAGCGAUUCUCUUGUAGAAAUACAGAUGAGGAUUAAUGUAAUAGGGACAGAGAUUCUUGAUAUGGAAAUGAUACGAGAUACCAGAAAAAUUACUCCAUUUUUUGCAGCUGGCUUUGCGUUUAUGAUCACAUUCGUAAGUGUCUGCGUUUUCUGCAGUGCUUUAUACUACAAUGCACUUGAUGCCGGGAAAAUACUGGUUGGAGUUGGCGCUACAUUCUGUCCUAUAAUUGCUAUAACAUGCUCUUAUGGUAUCGUGUCUAUGCUUGGAUGUCGCGUGAAUUCGUUUAUGCUUGUGAUGCCCUUUCUCAUCAUGGGAAUCGGAGUGGAUGAUUCUUUUCUCAUGAUUCACACAUGGCAGCGAAUGAUUCGUGAUGGUUAUAACGUUAAAGAAAGAUUAGGAAUGGUCUAUGAACAUGUCGGCCCGAGCAUUACAAUCACUUCACUUACCAAUUUCUUAUCAUUCGGAAUUGGAGCUUAUACACCAACUCCAGAAAUUCGAUUGUUCUGUUUCGCGACAGCACUCGCCAUGGCUCUCACGUUCAUUUUUCAACUCAUUGUCUUUGGUCCAAUCUUAGCAAUUGCUACCGGCUUCGAAAAAGCAGGGACCGUUGAGGAACAUUCCAGUUGGCGUAAUGUGUUGGAUGCUUCCUCAAACAAGCUCCUUCAUUACUACUGCUGUUUGCUUGGUCAUAAAGUCUUCAUUUCCUUCGUUGUAGCUGCUACUUUUGUAUACUGGUAUUUUGCUAUCAUUGGAAUACUCGAGAUCAAAACCAGGCUGGAUACUGUGAAGAUUUUACCGAAAAAUUCUCCGCUACAGAGACCAAAUUACAUUCUCAGUAAUAUUGUUUGGGCAGAAUAUCAUGCAGUGACUGUCGUGAUUAGCACUCCAUUUGAUGUUACAAACAAAACUCACACCACUCUCUUCUGGGAUAUGAUCCACAACUUCGAGACUCUCCCUCAUUCGAAAGGUUCAUCUUCCUCACUGAUUUGGUUGAGGGAUUAUAUCGACUAUUAUUACAACGGAGAUCCCGCUAAUAUUAUUUCCGUAUUUCUCAGACGCGACGACAUAAAUCCAUAUUUGGCUAACAUCACGCUCAAUAAAUUGAACGACUUCUUGGAAUCGAAAGUUUACCGACAUUGGGAAGCCUUCAUGAGAAUCCGAAAUUAUAAUGAUGCACCUAUUGUUGAGCGUUUCUGGUUAACUGUAGCUUAUGAGAACACGUCACAAUGGGAAACUCUCCUGGUUGCUAACUGUUCAAUAAAUCAGUAUCCUGAUCUAAACGCUAGUGUUUGGGAACCAAAUGGAAUGUUUGUGGAUCAAAUGUUGAGUCUGAAAUCAGGAGCCUUGCAAACUAGUGUGCUGACACUUGCUUGCAUGGCUGUGGUUUGCGCACUAUUUAUACCCAACCCAUGUAGUGUUAUUACUGCUGGAAUAUCUAUAGCUUCUAUUAGCCUAGGUGUUAUUGGGUUCUUAUCGAUAUGGAAGUUCGAUUUGGAUCCGGUUGUCAUGGCAGCGCUUCUAAUGUCCAUAGGAAUGAGCGUCGACUUCAUCGCUCAUGUAGCUUAUCAUUACCAGUUGACAGUUCGAAAAGAAUUUCGUGACGGCCGUGUUGUAAAAAUACCAGUUCGUGGUCCGCAGCAGAAACUGGAACACACACUGAGAUCCGUUGGUUGGCCUAUGUUGCAGGCCGCUAUUUCCACAGUUUGCUGUACCCUUCCUCUCUUACUCUUAGCGAGCUACUCUCCUUCCGUGUUCGUCACUGCUAUAUUUCUUGUCGUAACUUGGGGAGCUCUACAUGGUCUCGUAGUCUUACCUUCUUUUCUCGGGUGCCUCCCAGAUUACUUAACGAACGGCAAUUGUUGUCGAACUUUUAUAUCACCUUCGUCGAAGAGAAGUUGUCGAUAUUCUGAAUACAGUCAUGAAAGCAUGCGGCGAAUGUGA
This is a messenger RNA of Angiostrongylus costaricensis, 2664 nucleotides long. The record is from the annotation of a GenBank genome assembly. Lineage: Eukaryota; Metazoa; Nematoda; Chromadorea; Rhabditida; Metastrongylidae.